This is a messenger RNA of Mytilus trossulus (common blue mussel), 2692 nucleotides long. RefSeq lists its product as uncharacterized. The record is from RefSeq and is a predicted model, not a curated record. Lineage: Eukaryota; Metazoa; Mollusca; Bivalvia; Mytilida; Mytilidae. The transcript has 9 exons. The coding region runs from base 59 to 2128 and encodes 689 amino acids. Gene Ontology annotation, biological process: single strand break repair; base-excision repair. Gene Ontology annotation, cellular component: nucleus. Gene Ontology annotation, molecular function: damaged DNA binding.
CCGAAGGAACCAGUUUACGAAUUUCCCGCGGAAACAUAAACGUAAACAAAUCCAAACAAUGCCACAAGUUAAAAGCAAAUUUAUUGUAUCAUUCACGUCACAGGAUGAACACUAUAAGGCUGCCAAUCUAAUCACCUCUGAUGGUUUCAAGAAGUGGUUAUCCCAUCCAAAGGAGAGAUCAGGAGAGAUUUCAGUAACUCUGCAACUAGAAAGAGAAUGCUCCAUAUCCUAUAUAGAUAUUGGUACUCACUGGUGUGCAAAUAUAGAAAUUCAGGUUGGAAGAUCAGACUGGCCACAGGGUGUAGACUAUGAAACACUGGCUCCAACCUGUAUAAUGAUGACACCUAUAGAUUGUAAUCUAGCACGGAAUUGUACCAGCACUAGAAUGUUUUCAUCAAAGGAUUUUAAAGACCAUGUUGCAUCAAAGACUUGGGACAGAAUAAGAAUCAUUUGUCGACAACCAUUGAAGAAGGAUGUACAAUUUGGGUUGUCUUUCCUUUGUAUUAAAACAAUGGACACUAUCACACCUAGUAAAGAUCAGUCUUCAGUUUCCACCAACCAACAGAAGACAAUACGAUCCAUUCAAAAACAUUUCUUUGGAAAGACAAAAUCAAGUGAGACCCCCACAAAUGAAGUGAAAACAAAAUUACUGAAAAUGGCUGGCUCAUCUGAAAAUGGUACAGAGAUGGAAGGUGCCAUGUCACGUACAGCCAAACUAGUGUUAGCAGCUUCAGCAGGAAGUAAACCAAGGGAAGCUACUCCAAAUAAGACACCUUUCUACUCUGAUACAUUAGCACAGAAAUAUGGACCAGAGUUCAGCGAGGAAGUAGAGAACUUUUUGAAAGGUUUGCAAAUAAAAGAAGAAGAACUUGACAAAGUUACAAUUGCUGAUUUAAGACAUAAAUUGGAAAGGAAGAAAAAGAGAAAACUUGACAAAGAUGAAAGAAAAACUUUUGCUGAAAUGGCUCGAAAUUAUAUCUGUACACUUUUUGGUGAAAGUGAUGAUGAGAAAAAAGAGAAUUCUGGGAAAUCAAGGGAGGGAAUUGAAAAUAUAAAAAAAGAUAACAUUGAAAAUAACUCUUUACAAAAGAAAAUUGUGUAUUCUAAAACAGAGAAAUGUAAAAAGACUGAACAAAGUUGUAAUGGCAAAGAAUGGAAAUCAGGGAUUAAGGACAGAAUUAACUCCCCUGAAAGACUAAAUACUAGUGAAGAUGGGGCAGAAAAAUAUGGAAACUUUCAUCUUAAAAAUGACUUUGCAUCUCCUAAAUCAACACCAGCAGAUGAACAGAAGAAGUCUGAUAUUACAAAUCAACUGAAACAAAUAAGACAAAAUGCUCAUAAAAAUUACACAGCAAAUGUAGAUAAAAUACAAUCACCCGAAAACUCUGCCUCCACAGUAACUAAUAAUUUUAGUCAUGAAGAAAAUUUGUCAGAAUCAGGUUCAAACAACAAGUAUGAUAAUUUUGCCAAAAAAAUGGCAUUAGACAAUGAAAUGUAUAAAAAUAUGUCAUAUCUUGAAAGAAAGGCAUUUGCAUUUACAAAUCCUUACAAGGCCAAUAAAAACAGCAACAGCAUGAGUUUUGGACCCAGUAAAUCUGACAGUGGCUAUGAUGAUGAGUCACCAGUGAAGAAUUCCGUCUCAUCUCCCAGUACUAAUGAUCAGUGGUUAUCCAAAGUUAAUCCUUCUAGAAACGAUGUGAUGAUUUCACCUCCUACAAGAGGUAAAAGGAAGAGAGGUCCAAAUGGAGCUAUUGGAGGGAAGGCCUCCAAAGUUUCAAAGAACUCAGAUGGGGAGAUUGAAUAUCUAUCAAAAUCUGGGACUCCUAAAAGAGGAAGAGGCAGAGGACGUGGAAAUACAGUGGCUGGCAAGGAAACCAGACCAACAUCAUUUGAACGAUGUGAAAACUGUCAAGAAACCUUCCCUCCAGGACAGAUGAAAAACCAUAUAAUGACUUGUACCAAUGGCAGAUCUGUAUCUCCAGAUGUCAUAGAAGUGGGUGUGUCAGGCCCUGCAGCAGUCAACAGUUUAAGGUCCCCAGAAUAUGUAGAAUGUCCUAUUUGUAGUCAGUUUUACAGUUCAGAUGUAGUACAGUUUCAUGCCAGUAUAUGUGGAGAUAUAGGAUAUUAAAGAUUAACAUAGUGCUAUUUCAAAUAUUUUUAAAACUGUUUUAUUUGUAUUUUUAUAAAGCUUACUAUGUUUCAAUCAUUGAUAUAUACAGUUAAAUAGUACAUCCAGAGAAAUUUAAAAGAUAUCAUUUCUGGAGUGUGUAGACAGAAUCACAGUGAGAUAUUAUGAUUGACAGAUAUGUUGGGUCCUAACUAUCUGAUUUAUAUGUAAAUGAGUAAUCAGUGUAAUGGUUAAUUUGAUACUGUGAAUUCAUUAUUAUUCGUUGGAUACCAAUUUUCGUGGUUUUCGUGGGUACAGGUAAACCACGAAUUCAAAUGUUCCAUGAAUAUCAUAUUUUCAAUAGGCUUUGUAUACAGAGGUUGGCAAAACCACGAAAUCAAAUAUCCUCGACUAUGCAAGUUUUUAGCAAUCCACGAAAAUUGAUACCCACGAAAAUAAAUGAAUCCACAGUAAUGCAUCUUGUUUUAAGUCCUGCCAAGAAUUAUUCAUUAUGAAAAUUGUCAUUUUUGACCAGUAAAACAGUUAUUUAUGACUAUUUAAGUUACUAUGUAUUUACUUCCUAUU